This is a messenger RNA of Carassius auratus (goldfish), 1317 nucleotides long. RefSeq lists its product as uncharacterized. Bases 1 to 1317 code for a protein of 438 amino acids. The record is from RefSeq and is a predicted model, not a curated record. Lineage: Eukaryota; Metazoa; Chordata; Actinopteri; Cypriniformes; Cyprinidae. The transcript has 5 exons.
AUGAGUGGUUAUAUGCUGGUGAGAGUUGUGCAGGCGUUGAGGUUUAUGAAGGUACGAGCUCCCUUCACCGUUAAUGAGCUCACACUUGAUCUGAAUAACGAACAGCAGUCAGAGAGCAAUCUGUCCAGGAUCCUGAGCAAAUUAGCCAUCCUUCUGAGACUCUGGACUGUCCCGUGUUUGAACUUGACAGAAUACAAGAUUCAGUCUGUUUCUGUGUCUGUGCUACUGUGUCACCAGGGACCAGUGACUCUCAGACUGUCCAAAGAGACUCUCCAGAAGCUUGUUAAAUGUGUCUAUGAAGCUCAGGAAGAGGAACUGACUCAAUGCUUCCUGCAGAAAGUGGACGGGGAUCUGACUUCCUGUUCCUUGAGCUGGGAAGAGCUCCGUUACUUCCUGCAGCACAGAAUUCAACAAAUCACUCUGAACCUCAGAAAGACUAACAUUCAGGCCAACAUCAGAGAAAUUCUGCCAUUCCUGAAACAGGUUAAGUUUAAACGGAUGAGCUCUGACUUCAUGCUGUGUUUGAUCAGAGAGAUCUAUGAGUCUGGCUCUGCUGGGUUUGUGUCCAGUCUGCUGAGUUCAGUGGAGAACUACAUUAACCUGCAGAGCAGAGAUCUGGACUCUGUUCACUGUGCGUCCCUGCGCUUCACACUGCAGCACUGCACUGCAGCUUCACUCAACCUGCUCUGGACCUCCAUACCAGAGGAAGAGCUGCAGAGCAUUCUGCCUCUCUUCACACACCUCUCCCACCUCAGUGUUGACAGGCUGCUGUUACUGAAGAUGCUUCACUGCUGCAGUGUCUCUGAUGUCCAGCAGGAAACAGCAGCUGUUCUGCUAUCUGUCCUUCAGCACAAGCUGGACUUCUCCUGCCGCUCUGCUCUGGAUCUGACAGCAAACACAGACUCAGAGCCUCUACAUCUGACCGCUGAAGACUGCCGUGUGAUGUCCAGAGUCAUUCAGAGUGCUCAUUCAGACACAAAGUCACGGCUGAUUCUGCAGGACUGUGAGAUUCAUACAGCUGGAAUGGAUCAGCUGUUCCCAGUGUUACACUCUGUUCAGCUCUGCUGUGAUAAACCUCUGCUGCUUCAGUUUCUGGCUCAUGUGAGGCCUGAAGAAGCCCCGUCUCUCUCUCAAGCUCUGGGUGAAGAUCUGGAUCUCAGUCAGACUCCGCUGGAUCCGCAGGUCUGUAGAGGUCUGGAGCUGAUUCUGGAAUAUUCUGAAGGACUGACAGAACUGGAUCUGAGUCAGUGCCUUCUCACCGAUCACAGUCUGGAUCUGCUUCUUCCAAACCUCCAUAAAGCUCAAAUCAUUGAGUGA